Messenger RNA from Branchiostoma floridae (Florida lancelet), 5127 nucleotides. Its product is annotated as M-phase phosphoprotein 9-like. Bases 290 to 4105 code for a protein of 1271 amino acids. The record is from RefSeq and is a predicted model, not a curated record. NCBI's taxonomy places the organism in Eukaryota, Metazoa, Chordata, Leptocardii, Amphioxiformes, Branchiostomatidae. Gene Ontology annotation, cellular component: centriole. The transcript is spliced from 20 exons.
GUUUCAAGAAGUGUGAUUGGCUAUGAGGUUUAGCAAACAACCAAUCAUGUGGCCGGAUUAAGUUUCAAGACAUGUUAUCGUCCCGCCCCGGGCUCUUUUGCAAAUAUAAUGGCGGCGACCGUGAUGAGAGACUUGUGCAAAUGGUGCUUGAAAACUCCACGCUUUCACUCGGUCGCAGGCACCCCUCCCCCUCUUCAAGUCCUGAGGGAAAAAGUCGUCUGAUCCACGCCUGAGGGAACGCCCAAGGCAGAACGAUUUCUCCGCACAUCUGUUGUGACUAGAUAACGACAUGGCAGCUGCUACAGAUGCUAAACCACCGUUCGACGGCGAUCUAACCACUGACAGUGGCUUUCUCUCACAAAAUCCGCUCACAACUACACAACUGGACGUUACGGUUGAAGGGCUGAAAGAGGAAGAAAACUCCUCGGUAACAACGCCUGCAAAUACAGCUGGUGAUGUCGUUACCACAGAGAAUGGGGAUCCAGGGAUUGAAGAUCUUAAGAGUUCUAACGGCAAUGCAGGUCUUAAGGACACCAACACAAAGACCACAAGCCAUUUGCAUGGUGAAAGUUUGCAGACAGAAGCUCCAGGCACUGAGGACCAAAACUCAACACAACAGGAAGACAGUGGACUGGUGGAAAUGGCAAGCAGGGCCAGCAGUGACACAAUCUCACAGACAGGAAGUGAACCUAAGGAGGAUGUAACGUUGCAACAAGAUGGAGGGCUUGGGAAAACGGAAGGUCAGAAGUCGCUUCCUGAAGACGUUGGUAAAACAAGAAGCCCAAGAUUAUCCGGUAGCCCUUGGGACAACAGGACAAGUCCGUUAAGUUUUGAUCAACAUUCUCCUGUCACUCCGUGGCCGCUGGAAACCAUGAGCGUUUACGUAGACAAGAUGAGUGAAUAUGAAGGGGAGGGGAGGAGAAGGAUGCUGGAAGAGCGGUGGCUGCAGCUGUUCCAAGAAAUGGAGCUGCGCCACCAGGAACACAUGCUGGCUCAGCAAGAAGCACAUCAGCGACAGAUCCGACACAUUCAAGUUCAGAUUGAGCGAGAAAUGCUUCACCACCAGUUGAGGCAGGAUAGGCGGAUUGACAGCGGCGGGAAAAACAGUUCUGGGAUUGGGUCUUCACGCGGGAGCCCCGCAAAGGAAGAGCAAUUUGUGAUCAAGCCUAUCGCAGAAAACCGAGCCAGACAAAGCAGUAGUGCCACAGAUAUUGCAGACAGCUUAGAAAAUGUUUCAAGGCAGACAAGUAGAAUAGAAGAUAACAGUCCAGAAUCAGUCGGAUACAACAAAAGUACACCUUUCCCCCAACAAAGUGUACCACAGAUGCAGGUUACUGAUGCUACUGACGAAGAUGAAGAUUUUCCCAGUGUUUCUACUACCAACACACCCAAAGCGAAGGAGCAUAAAUCAAAUGGACUACAUGGUCAGAGUGAGGUUAUUGCGGCACAGUGGCCAUUGCGUGAGCCCCCAAAAGACACUCAACUCACGAAACCGUUAACAACUUGGUCAAAGAGGCAACAAUCUGUUCAACAGAAAUCAAGAGACGAUCCAAAACCACCAACUGAUUCCAUUAAAGCAAGAAACGAAGAGGAAGAGGUAAACAAGUUUUAUCCAAGUGUGCCGUAUAGUCGAUACCCAGCUCACGAUGCACAGAUUCUAAAGAUAGGAGAGAACGGUUCUAUAACGGAAGAGUUUGUGCCAGCGGGGCCAGUGGAGAGUGUAAGUCCAUCUACAACAGUGUGCUCGGGAUUCUCGUACUGGAAGAUGGAUGAAAAUGAGUUGUACCAGAAGCUGCCGGAUGAUCUGACGUUAAACGAGGUGUCGGUAGAGUUGUCACCUCCACGAGGGGUAGUGCCAUCCCAGCCACUUCCUGAAAGGCACGCUCGUUCCCAGGGCACUGAGGGCCAAAGACAACCUCCUUCCCAGGGUCAACUGCCACCUGAUCCAAUGAAAGUUGCACAGAUGACUCCAGGUACAAAGUUGAAGACUGAGCUUCGAGAUAGGCAUGAAAAAAUGAAGGCUUACAUGGCGGACGUGGAUAUGACCUCUGACCCCACAGGAACAACCAAAGAUCCCUCCCUUACUGAGGAUCCAGUGGUCGCAUCAAAUAUUCGUGUUAACUUGCGCGAGAAGCAUGCCCGCCACAUGGCAGACCUACGGGCGUACUACGAGGAAGAGAUCACAGAACUCCACAGCCAGCUGGAGAGAGCCAAUAACCAGUCUCCUUACAAGAGACUGGAGGAUGGGAACAAGAGGCUGAGGGAGAGGUGUGAACACCUGGAGGAGACCUUACAGUCAGCCAAUGGUCGAAUCCAGGACCUAGAGGACACAGUACAGUCUAUGGAGCCCAAACAGCGCUCGCCCCCCUCCCCAAUUACAGCACAAAACUCCAGUCCAGUUGAACACAUCAUGAGUGAAAAUGAGCGACUGAGACAGAAGGUUGCAGAGUUGGAAAAGGCCUUAGCCGAUGCCAACAGACAUGCUGGAGAGUUGGAGUCCACUCUGUCAUCACUGGAGAAGUCUCAGGCCCAGCUUCAGAGCCUGAACAGUGUUACCUCCUCCCCCAUGUAUGCUGAACUGUUACAGGCCAACAACAGGCUCAAGUCCAGGUGUCAACAGGCAGAGGAACAGGCACAACAGUCUCAUGUCCGUAUCCACAAUUUGGAAAGCCAACUUCAUAGUCUCCAAGGAAAGUUGACAGAGUGGUCAGACCAUUACGAGAACACGACACGUACCGUGGAGGUUCUUCAGGACAGCCUGGAGCAGACGAGACGACAGUCGUCGAUGGACACUGACACUGUCCUCAAACUGGAGACCCGUAACAGGCAGCUAGAGAGGGAGAUGCAAGAAACACUGAAGGCUGAUGCUAUGAGAGCAUCUGCAAUUGAGAUUGAGCAAAACCUAAUGAAGAAGGUUGUAGAAGAAUAUGGAGCCUUGGGCAGAGAACACCAGAGCACCAAGGCUGCUUUAAAGGAGUCAGAAGACAAGCUGUUUGAUGCAAGGUCAGAGGUGGUGGAAAUGAAGAGGGCAAUAGGAAAGCUGGAGGUUCAGUUGAAGCAGGUUGAACAUGAGAACAACCUGAUGAGGGAGAAGGGCCUUUCUCCAACAGUCACACUUGCAGAAAUCCAGCAGAGCCUGAGUCAGUCGGGAGGGCGGUUCUCCUCCCCCACCGCCCGCCGCAGGUGGUUGGCUCCGAGCACCCAGCACAACGUGUUCACAGGCGAGCCACUGGACCGCAGUCCCUCCUACAUACACACUGCUCCACAGGAAACUGCACAGGAGGCAGAAGCAGAGCGCCCCCUAUCCCCAAUCAUCCAAGCUGCAAUAGAGCUGGACAGGAGGAAACAUGACACUGCACAACAGAGAUCUCCUAAACGGUAUGGCAGCGAUGAGACCUCUAGCGAAACACUGGACUCAGAGGAUGGGAGAAGAACAUAUAGGGAACCGAGAUACUCACCAAAGAGAGCUCGGCCAGGAACUCCUAAGAAAAACCAACAAACACAGACCCCACCCAAAACUGGACAGGGCAGAGUCACCGACAGACUCUCUGGAAAGCAGAAUAGAAGCCCAAAGAAAAGUCUGUCUCCCAAGUUCCAUUCUUUGGACAAAGAGAAUGACAGAGAAGCCAGAUUUGAUGUAGAAGUUCCCACCAGAGACAAUGGAGCAUCACUACGGAGAAACCUCCACUUUACUCCUCCAGCCACACAACGCAUGUCGGUGGACCCUCGCGUGGCAUCAGCAGUAGAAGCGGUGAAAUCCGGUACCGUCACGUCGCGCCCACAGUGGGAGAACAAACGCACUACACUAGCAGCUGAGAAGAAGACACCCAAAGGACCAUCUCCAGUGAGACCGCCCUAUGACACAGACGAUGCCAUGAGGGAGAGAAUGGCGAAGGUUCGGGAUGUGGAGAUGAGAUUUGAUGAGCUCAACGAGGAAAAGAGACAGUUGGAGUCCUCCCUAAGUCGUAUCCCCAGCUCGGGACCAAGACUCACCAGGCAGAUGAAGCUGGAUCAGGAAGCCCUCGAGGACAGGUUGGACAAAGUUGUGAAGGAGCUUGGUUCAGUGCGCAUGACCCUGAGGAGGUACAAUGUUCUACGUUCUUGAUUCACAGCACAUUCCGUGGACCAAACUUUAAGGUGCUUUGCAUUUUCCAGGUAAAGACUUACCCUUAUGCAAAAUGAACAGUUCUUAAAGGAAUUUUGCUGAACAUACUGUGACAGAUAACAGUCUUUAUAUGCCUUGGUGACAUUGAAAUCUUUCGAUCCUAGGGAUGGAGGAACCAGAAAUUAAUCUACUGUAAAUGCCUUUAAGUUUGGGGUGGUUUAAUUUUGUGGCAAGGAGAAUAUGCAAUGGUCAUGGUGGAUUUUAGGUUUACGAUGGUGCUACACUGCAGCCACUGCAAAAAACCCUAACAGAAAACCACAGCAAAAAUCUGUGGAUUUGCAGAGACUGAAUCUCAUAGAUUGAGGGAAAGGAGACAUUUGCUGUGUUUUAAGUUUGCACAUCUAAGUGGGAAAACUAAAACCAUGAAAAUAUCAGUUGUCAGCUUUGGACCCCACUGGGGUCAUGAUAGUAUGUAUCUGUAACUUGUUAUUGGUAGUGGCUAAUCCUUUUGAUUAGGAGUUCUUGAAGUAGAUGAUAAUAUGUGAUAAUAAACUGAAAUAGAUAAUUGAUAAGUGAGACCAGUUUUGAACAAAAUAGAAGUGCCUUUGGUGUUAUAGGGUAUUCCAUAACAGUACACACUCUCUGUUCCUUUUUUUAUAGUUGUAUGUUAUUACCAUAUGGGCUUACUUGUAUGAUGGUUAUCAGUAUUUGUUAGUUUCAGAAUUCAUGCUCAAAUAUUAUAUGCUUAAGUAUUAUAUAUGCAAAUCUGAUUGAAUAUUUCAGAAGGGUAUUAUUCAAAAUUAUGUUCUUAUUUCGUUAUCGCUGUAUAAUAUUGAUAUGACACAGUAACAAUGUAGCACUGUAGUAUUUCAGAAAAAAUGAUAUUGAACAUAGCAUAUUAAAUUUCAUCCUUUAAGUUUAUUAAUUUUGAUAUACAUAAUAUAACAUUAUUCAUAAGCAUGUUUAAAUGGCUAUUUGGUUUUUAGCAGUGGAGCUUUACAUGAAUAAAAUACAAGUUUCCU